AUGGGGAGAGGAAAUUCACGUGUUGGUAACGCACUUGCUAAGAGGUGUGGGACCCAAGAGUACUGUGUAGCAUUUGUGUGUGGUCUAAAAGCAACCAUUGUAGGAAUCUUUGUCCGUUAA
Arabidopsis thaliana (thale cress) is the source of this 120-nucleotide messenger RNA. RefSeq lists its product as uncharacterized. Lineage: Eukaryota; Viridiplantae; Streptophyta; Magnoliopsida; Brassicales; Brassicaceae. The record is from RefSeq and is marked reviewed. The coding region runs from base 1 to 120 and encodes 39 amino acids. The transcript has a single exon.